Molecule: messenger RNA, 2106 nt
Organism: Ophidiomyces ophidiicola
Lineage: Eukaryota; Fungi; Ascomycota; Eurotiomycetes; Onygenales; Onygenaceae
Gene: SUV3
Product: RNA helicase
Exons: 4
Coding region: 1-2106 (701 amino acids)
Biological process (GO): RNA catabolic process; mitochondrial RNA 3'-end processing
Cellular component (GO): mitochondrial degradosome
Molecular function (GO): ATP binding; hydrolase activity, acting on acid anhydrides; RNA helicase activity
Source: RefSeq, a predicted model, not a curated record
AUGGAAGACCGCUCAAAGACCAUGGGGAAGCCUCGAAAGUCAAGCUCUAUUAUACGGUCUUCGGUACGAGGUAGUACACAAUCCCCUUUUACUCCCCCACAGAAGUCGAAGAAAGGAAGACAAACACUCAUCCGGUCUAAAGGCUUCAAGUCUGUGCUGGAUACUGCGCUACAGACUCUGGAGCAACAGGGAAUCUCAAAAGAAGAAAAGGCCUGUUGGGAGGAUUUUAAGAACAUGGUUUUGUCCACCGGCGCGCAGCCCGUUGGCCAUGGGAGCUCUAGAGAACUGCAUCAAAAACUGUAUGGAACCUUUGUGCAUACUGGAGCAGGCCGUUUGGCUCGCAUUUUAGCCUCCGAAUUUCGAAGUUAUCAAUAUGACCAACAGUUCUCUGGUCGUGAAACGGAGGAGAAAGCGUCGGCCGAUUUUAGAUUCCCAGCAGAAUGGUAUCCAGCCGCUCGGAGCCUCCAGCGGAGUAUCCACCUGCACGUUGGGCCUACAAAUUCUGGGAAAACAUAUCAUGCCUUAAAAAAGCUGGAGGCUGCGAAAAGCGGCUUUUAUGCAGGUCCUCUACGACUUCUCGCCCAUGAGGUGUAUUCUCGGUUUAAUGCAAAGGGGAUAUCUUGUGGUCUUAUUACUGGUGAUGAAGUGAGAAUUCCAGGGGGCACUCCUCCUCGACUCUAUAGUAACACCGUUGAGAUGGCCCCCCUUGGCCAAGAAGUUGACGUUGCUGUCAUCGAUGAGAUUCAAAUGAUUGGUGAUCUUCAGCGAGGCUGGGCAUGGACAAGAGCCCUGCUAGGAGCUCCUGCAAAGGAAAUCCAUCUUUGCGGCGAGGAACGGGUAGUGCCAUUAAUCAGUGAGCUUGCUGCGCUCAUGGGCGACAAACUCGAAAUCCAUAAGUAUCAGCGCUUGAAUCCUCUAGUUCCCAUGAAAAAGAGUUUGAAGGGCAAUCUUACUCGGCUGCAGAAAGGUGACUGUGUUGUUUCGUUUUCUCGGUUAGGUAUACAUUCUUUAAAGAAAGAAAUUGAGAAAACCACCGGUCGCAGAGCUGCGAUAGUUUACGGUAGUCUACCUCCGGAAAUCAGAUCCCAACAGGCUGACUUGUUCAAUGAUCCCAACAACGAUUACGAUUUCUUAGUUGCCAGUGACGCUAUUGGAAUGGGACUCAAUCUGAGCUGUAAACGUAUUAUUUUUGAGACAUCCAUAAAAAGGACACCCACUGGCGUGCAACGACUGACGGUGUCACAAGUCAAGCAGAUCGGUGGUCGAGCUGGUCGUUAUCGCAGCGCAGCUGCAGCCAUUGAUAGUAACCUUGCACAAACAUCUUCGCCGUCCCCGAACAACGAUCAAAAUAUUGGAUUUGUCACCUGCCUUGACGACUUCGAUCUUCCUCACAUUCAGCAGUCGCUGCAAUCCGAGGCAGAGCCAAUUACUGCAGCUGGGAUUCUUCCUCUAGAUUCCAUGAUAACUAAUUUUUCAAAUCAUUUCCCUCAAAAUACACAUUUCGAAUAUGUGUUGAGGCGGCUAUGGAAGGUUGCCCAGACCCAUCCGCGUUUCUUCUUAUGUGAACUCCACCCAAAUGCUGUACUCGAAAUUCUAGACAAUGUCGCUGGGCUGAGUGUAUCGGAUAAGCUUGUUUUCUUAUCGGCACCAACGUCGACAGCUGACCAUGAAAGUUCGAUAGCGUUACGAGCCUUUGCAACCUGCGUUGCGCAACAUAAAAGCGGGGCUCUACUUGAUAUUCCAGAACUACAUUUGGAGAUUUUAGAUGCCCCUGUUUCUGGUGAUAAAAACUAUUUACAUUCUUUAGAGUUUCUUCACCGCUCACUGGUACUCUAUCUUUGGCUGAGUUUUAGAGUCGGGGGCAUUUUCACAGAUAGAACUCUUGCCACUCAUGUGAAGGAACUUGUUGAAAUAAAGAUGGAUAGAGCUCUUACCGAGUUCUCAGCCAACUCAGCGUUACGCAAGGCUUCUUCAUUGCGAAAACAGAUUGCUUUGUUAAAGCAAAUGGCCUCUCAAGAAACCCAAAAGCCACAGGGCAGCGCCGACCCAACGCAAGAAACACCAGAUCAAGGCCAAUUGGAAACGCUGGCAACACUCGCAACUUGA